GGAGAUGUUGAGGAGCAGUCAGGACUGGGACAGUGUGAUCCCUCCUGCACCAUCAGCAUGCCAGAUCCAUGUAAGCAUGUGACAGGAUUAUUGAUAUGAAAUCAUUCACGUCUGCAUGAUAUGAAAGGUUAAACAUGAACUCGGCUAAGCUGUGGAGUGUGACGCUGCUGUGCUUUGCGUUAUUAUUCCUUUCACACGACGUCCGAAGUCAGAACAGAAGAAACCAAACGAACAACUUGACCACAAAAAAUGGAAAGGUGCUGGUGUGUGCGCUGGAGUUGGCCUUCCUCCUCGACAGCUCAGAGAGCGCCAUGUCGUACCGUUUUGAGAAAGAGAAGGACUUUGUGCGCUCGUUCAGCUCCCGGGUGGUGAAGAUGCAGGUUGCCGACUGGCACCUGAUGCCCCGCUUCGCUGUUCUGCAGUACAGCAGCUCUGUGUCCAUCGUGCAGAGCUUCUCCGACUGGCAUGGACUGGACAACUUCCUGGCCAGUGUGGGCUCCAUGGCCUACAUCGGGCAGGGCACGUACUCAUCCUACGCCAUCGGGAACGCCACUGAGCUGUUUGUACGUGAAACUGAUGACAAGAACGUCAGGGUGAUGCUGCUGAUGACUGACGGCUCCGAUCAUCCACGGAGUCCCGACAUCCUGGCUGCCACCGCUGAGGCCAAAGGUCACAACAUCAAGCUCUUCACCAUCAGCUUGUCAUCAAGGGGCAGCCAAAACAGCGCCAAGCUGCGAGCCAUUGCUAGCAGUCCGGUGCAGCGGUUCGUGCACAACCUCAACGAUCCAGACCUUGAGGAAAGACUGCUUCAGGAGCUCAAAAGAGUGGCCAACAAUGAAUGUCCACGAGUGCAAGCGUGUGUGUGUGAGAAAGGAGACAGAGGAGCUCCGGGGAACCCUGGGAAAAAAGGAGAUCCGGGGAUUGAAGGACCGCAGGGACCGAAAGGUGUAAAGGGAGACUUUGGACCUGCAGGAUCCCCGGGACCAGAUGGACCUGAGGGACGACCCGGGUACAAAGGUGAUAAGGGCGACAGAGGAGAAUGUGGAGCUCCUGGAUCAAAAGGAAAUAAGGGUGCUGAAGGACCUCUGGGACCGAGAGGAGUCAGAGGAGAGCAGGGCCCCCAAGGGCCACCGGGGGACGAAGGACCUGAAGGACAGGAAGGCCCCAAAGGAGAUCGCGGACUUCCUGGUGCAACUGGGCCUCGAGGGGAUAUCGGCGUUGGAUUUCCUGGUCCUAAGGGGGAGAAGGGAAACCAGGGAAGACCAGGCCCUGUAGGUCCAAUCGGAACAGGUGAACCAGGCCAACCUGGUCCACGAGGACUUCCAGGGCCUCAAGGGCUUCCUGGCUUCCCAGGAGAGGGCCUAGUAGGGCCAAAGGGGGAUCGAGGUUAUAACGGUUCUACUGGAGCACGUGGACCACCAGGUAUUGGCUUCAAGGGAGAAGAGGGUAAUGCUGGGCCUCCUGGGGCUCCUGGUCCCAUAGGGCCUCCUGGAUUGGGAAUUCAAGGAGAAAAGGGAACCCAGGGUCCAAUAGGUCCUCCUGGUCCCAGAGGGAUCCCAGGGAUAAGCAUCACGGGUGACAAGGGAGACCGUGGCUUCCCGGGAGAACGUGGACCACAAGGACAGAAAGGUGUCGGAGAGCCGGGAGCCAAGGGUGAGCCUGGCUUACAAGGUGUCCCAGGAGACCCGGGUGCUCCAGGAGAAGACGGAGCAAGAGGACCAAAGGGUGAAACCGGUGUUCCUGGGCCUAGAGGACUAGAGGGACCACCUGGUAAAGGUCUACCUGGAGAAAAGGGAGAGCGAGGAGAGAGAGGAUCAAGAGGACAACCAGGAGUCAUGGGACCAAUGGGUCCAAUGGGGACCAAGGGAGAACUAGGAGGUUUGGGGCUUCCUGGGGUAAUUGGACCUCCAGGAAGGGGGUUACCAGGCAGUAAGGGGGAUCCUGGACCACCGGGACUUCCAGGACCUGCUGGAGAAACAGGAAUAGGGAUCCCUGGGCCAAAGGGUGAACGAGGACUACCUGGACCUGUAGGACCACCAGGGCUGAAGGGAGUCGGCUAUCCUGGACCACCUGGUCCUCCAGGCACUCAAGGACUACCUGGAGAGCCCGGUCCAGAGGGGACAGGCUUUCCAGGACCAAAGGGGGAUCAAGGUUCUGCAGGUCCUCCAGGGCCAGUGGGAGCACCAGGAAUUGGACUUUUAGGCCCCAAGGGUUCUAUAGGUCAGCCCGGCCCAUCUGGCCCACCCGGGCUCCCAGGAGAGGGAAUCCAAGGCCCAAAGGGUGACCCUGGAUUCCAGGGAUUAGUGGGACCAAGAGGAGCCCCAGGAGAGGGUUUACCUGGGCAAAAGGGGGACCGUGGGUUUUCGGGAGAACGAGGACGCAAAGGGGACAAAGGAGGACAAGGGGAACUAGGACAAACAGGGCCAGUGGGUAGGCCAGGCCAAAAAGGAGAACCCGGCCUUACUAGAGAAGAAGUUGUCAAAUUAAUUAAAUCAAUUUGUGGCUGUGGCGUGACUUGCAGAUUCAACCCCCUGGAGCUGGUUUUUGUGAUCGACAGCUCGGAGAGCGUGGGUCCUGACAACUUUGAAAUCAUAAAGGGCUUUGUGAACACCCUGAUCGACCGUGUUUCUGUCAGGCCCAACGUCACACAUGUUGGGAUUGUGCUGUACAGUCACAUGACCGCGGUGAUCACUGAUCUGUAUCGACCCCUAAGCCGUGAUGAGGUGAAAUCUGCUGUACGCCGAAUGCCCUACAUGGGGGAGGGAACCUACACAGGAAGUGCCAUCCAUCAGGCCAAUCAGCUGUUCAGUUCGGCCCGCCCUGGAGUUCGGAAAGUGGCGGUGGUGAUUACAGACGGCCAGGUGGACCAACGGGACGUGGUUAAGCUGGAGGAUGCAGUGCGAGACGCACACUCCAGCAACGUUGAGAUGUUCGUCAUUGGUGUGGUGAAUCAGAGUGAGCCAUUUUAUGAGAGCUUCAAGAGAGAGCUGGAGUCCAUCGCUUCUGAUCCGGAUGAGGAGCACAUCUAUCUGAUUAGUGACUUCAGAACACUCACUGCAUUGGAGAGUAAGCUGCUGGGUAAACUCUGUGAGAACAGUGACGACUUGUUGUUCAGGCAAACGCCCAGCCCUGAUCUCCUCCCUGUAACCCCCAGACCCCCAUUUUACGAUGAGGGACUAGGGAGGAGGACACACACAGUGACGUUUAAAGCAGACUUCGCACAGCCAGGAGCAGGAGAGUUCUUAGACAGCACCAGCGCUCCGCUCUUCAGUGGGGAGAACCAGAACAGUCUGGAUGAUCUGUGGCGCAUCACAUAUGGUUCUGCUCCAGGAAAACCCUUACAGAGACCGGAACCACACACCACCAGCACCACCACCAAGCCACGCCUAAUACUGAUUCAGGAUGACUUUAGCAAAGACGAUGCCUGCCUGCAGCCGCUCGACCCCGGGCCCUGUCGCACCUACGUGGUGAAAUGGUAUUACGACCCCAAGGCCAACUCCUGCGCUCAGUUCUGGUUUGGAGGUUGCCACGGCAACCGUAAUCGGUUCGACACAGAGAGCAUCUGCCGGAAAUCCUGCGUCAUAAACUAAAUCAUCGCUGACCAUUAAGUAAUGAAAAAGCAAGGCUAUAAACCCAAGAGUAUUUACUUUUAUUUAUUUAAGCCGAGCAGUGGAGUGUUAAAAGCAGGGAGGUUUAGGAGAUGGAGGAACACAAAUACAUUCACGGGUGCUAACACUGGGCCUCAUUUAUCAAAUCUUUCGCAGGACCAUUUAUGCAAAGAAUGAGGUGUUCAUGGGAAUGGAAAAAUGUUCAUAUUGCUCCUGAGUUUGUAUAAAUUUACGUAUAAGUAGACUCAUUAAUGUGAACCCUGACUGAUCAGCUUAGAAUCGUAUAAUUAGUAAUGAGUUGUAUAAUAUGUGGAUUAUACAAUACUUCUUCACUACUUCAAUACUACAUCACUUACAGAGUAUAUUUCAAUAUUUUAAGAUUAGCCAUUCAAUUAGAACAGAAGUAAUGGCACACUAUUUAAGGAGCAAGAGUUAGCAAGUGUCUAUGGAAUAUUUAGUGCAUGCCAGACUUUUAGUCGUCAUUUUGUCUCUUUCAGCUCCUUUUAUGGAGUUUUGUGGGCGUGGCUAAAUGUAAAUCAGCUGUGCCAUGGAAAUUACAUGCCAUGAUUUACAGCUGUUUGGCAUUUAUCAACGUACGCACGUGGGUACAAAGAAAAUCAGCGAUUUUUGUGUUCGAAAUGUGUUCAAUUUGCCAAAAACAUUUACACAAAACUUUAUUAAAUGAGUGAUAAAUGAGGCCCACUGUGGGAACAGUUAUAAAAUCAUACAAUAUACAGAUCUCUACAUCAAUAUAAUGGAGAUAUAUGGUUUUUAUAUUUCCUUUUCUGUCACGUCUAGGUGACCAGACCUGUAGGAGGUUUUAGUAGCUUAUUUAAUCAGUAUCUCUUUCCUGGGAAGGAUAUAUGAUCUCGUAAAUCCUAGCAAAAUGAACACUUCUUACAUCUUUUGAAAUCAGUCAAUCAAUAGUCAUUUCAUCAGGCCGUCUAUUCAUAUCUCACUCUUUCCUUAGUUUAUCAUGUGUAUUACAUUUGAGAUUGUUAAUUUUUCCUCCUAAACGCCACUGUAACUGUGCUAGCAAUAACAACGCCCCCCUGUGACAUCGUCAAAAAAUACGAGACGAAAAAUCCACAUCUAUAUGACACUUACCAAACAACAAAUCAGCACCAGAAUCACUAAACACAUCAGAAAUAUUUCAGUAUAUACAUAUAUAUUUCAUGUGUUUCAGUUUGGAGCUGUAUUUCUCCUUAUGUCCAUACUGAUAAACUAUUUUUAUAACAUUCUAAAAUACAGUGGUGUGUGAUUAAUAAGGUUUCAUCAGUUACAAAUUCCUGUCUCACAUCAAAUUCCAUGGACAAUGUUGUUAAUUUUUGCUGCUUCGCUCUUAAUCAUAUUACUGUCAUUUAAUGAAUAAGCUGCAUGUUAGACGUGACUGCUAACGGAAAGUUAUUUCACAAGAUCCUGUGCUGCCUUUCCAUCAUUUAAACACCAUUAUACAGGAUUCACUUAAUGUAAAACAUAGAUACUAAAUAUAGAAUUUAAAUAUACACACCCUUGCUGGAAUUCAGUUCCUCUACAUUCAUGGAUUCAUGGUUACAAAUCUUAUAAAUGUUGGAUCCCAAAAUUCUCUAGUGUGUUAUUUGCUUUAAUGAAUCCAGUUGUGUGUAUAAUAAUCCCCUUAUAUUUAAGGAAAGAUCUUCGUGUUUCCUUUUUGCUGUUGCUGGCAUUCACUUCUGUUUACCCACCUGCUACGCUUCAAUGAUUAAUUUUUUUAAUGUCUAAUCUGGAGCUGAAUAAGAAAGCGUUCGCCUCCACAUGUUAUCAAAGUGACAUGUCACAUGCUUGCACAAACAUAUCAGGGUUAUAUAUCAAAAAGCAAUUAAUCUGAGUACAAAGAAAAGCUUAAAGUGAUCACUCUCAAGGGCAGGAUUUCAACAAGAACACAACCUACUUCACUUUUGAUCAUGAGAUCAAAGUUUUGACAUUUGACAAGCAAGACUUGAAACGUUUGUAAAUAUUAACAUCAGAUAUGUUUAUACAUGCCCGUAUCAAAAUGACUUUUAGACACACUUUAAGGUUAAUUCAAAUUUACAUGAACAAUUUAUAAGACAAUUAGAAAGUGAAAGUUUGGUUUUAUAAGAUUCUAUCUGACUGUUUAUUAUUAAGCAAAAUCUCAUUAAAUAUCUAAUAAAGGUUAUUUAAUAAACUCAGCAGAAAAUAACAUUUUGAGACCACACUAUGAUAUGCAUUUUGAUAAGCUUUUUAUAUAUUGUCUUGGAUCUAAAAUACAGGAUAUUUCACUUUUUAAAAUAUAAAACUUUUUCCAAAACAAGAUAUUUUACCUUGAAAAAGGGAAACGUUCAAAGUCUCGAAUAUCGAAUAUUGACGAUUCUGCACUAUUUCUAUAUCGAUAUUAAUUUGUAAUUUUGCUCAUGUUAACUCUGUUCAGCUUUUGAGUCUUAUCUCUUCCACUGAAGCGUGUGUUCAGGAUUUGAUCUAUCAUCAGGUUUUACACAAAGUUGUGGGGUCCAUUCUAGCUUGUGUGCAUGCUGUCAAUAAAGCAAAAGCAGGUCGUACGAAAUACUUCGAAAUUCUGAAAUUCAUGUAUAUAUUUCUUAGAUUUUACUUUUGCCUCAAGUUGUUGCUGAUAACAGAAUUAGUAAUGAAAAAAAAAACUUGAAUUAAAUUAGAUAAGAAUGCAAAACAGAAACAUUUUGACUAGAGGGCUCAGACUUUUGGACCCCGCCUACAGGAUGUAGAACAUCAACAGCUAAAAAGUUACUUACUGAAGCUUUAAGUCUGUUCCUUUAUGUCAGAGGGAAAAUAAAUAAAUAAAUAAAUAAAUAAAUAAAUAAAUAAAUAAACAAACUCUGGAUGGUGAUGUUAAAGCCACAGCUGCCUACGUUUUGCAUUCAUCCUGGAUGAUGAUUGGCUGGCAGACAGAAUCUUAUAAAACCAAGUUCAUCUGUGAAUUUGAAGAUGGAAGCUUUUCAAUUUAAAAAAAAAACCUUUAAGAAAAUACAUCAGUAAAAUAAAUUAUCCUUCAGUGUACUCAAAUAAAAGUUUACAAUGCUGAGGUCACAAAAUGACUUCACUGACAUAGCAUAUUAUUAUCUCAAGUAAAAACUAAUAAAUUCUCUCCACUCGGCACUCCACUUGACAACACUCCUGAGCAUUUUCAGUCCUACAUGACCAGAUCCCUGUCUACCCAAACAGGGAGUGACACAUAAACUAGAAACAGUUCGGAUCACGGAUCAGAAAUGGCCAUUCCAUUAACGGUGGACAAAAAUUGCGUAAAUGAUUUGUUUUUUGGCUCAAAUAACAAAUAAACACAUAUAUAUUUUCAGCUCCUGUGUGUGUCUCCAAAAUUAGCAGAAAAAUCAAAGUGCCUUCUGGUAACAACUUAAACAAAAAGGCUAUUAUCACAAAUUCUUAUACUCUGAAUCACAUAAAACCCCUUAAAUUCUGAUAUACAAAAAAGUUUCACAGCUUCUUUAAUAAACUUUAAUAAA
Pangasianodon hypophthalmus (striped catfish) is the source of this 7078-nucleotide messenger RNA. It is a transcript of the gene col28a1b, whose product is annotated as collagen, type XXVIII, alpha 1b. Gene Ontology annotation, molecular function: serine-type endopeptidase inhibitor activity. The coding region runs from base 135 to 3590 and encodes 1151 amino acids. NCBI's taxonomy places the organism in Eukaryota, Metazoa, Chordata, Actinopteri, Siluriformes, Pangasiidae. The transcript has 35 exons. The record is from RefSeq and is a predicted model, not a curated record.